Messenger RNA from Fusarium keratoplasticum, 294 nucleotides. RefSeq names its product Signal peptidase complex subunit 1. Gene Ontology annotation, cellular component: endoplasmic reticulum membrane; signal peptidase complex. NCBI's taxonomy places the organism in Eukaryota, Fungi, Ascomycota, Sordariomycetes, Hypocreales, Nectriaceae. Gene Ontology annotation, biological process: protein targeting to ER. The record is from RefSeq and is a predicted model, not a curated record. Bases 1 to 294 code for a protein of 97 amino acids. The transcript is spliced from 3 exons.
AUGGCGGACCAGGUCCUUGACCAGUUGCGAGACGUCGUUGACGGCCAAAUUGACUUUGAAGGUCAGAAGAUCGCCGAGCUCCUUGCUACGGUUCUUCUCGUCAUUUCAGGUCUUCUCUCCUUCGUUGUCGGUUACGUCCUCCAGGAUAUCAAGCUCGCCGUCUACAUAGGGCUGGGCGGCACUGCCCUGACCUUCCUCCUCGCAGUUCCCCCGUGGCCAUUCUACAAGAAACACCCAGUCAAGUGGUUGCCGGCGGGUUAUGCAUACGAUCUUGCGAGCAAGGGAAAUCAAUAA